AUGAAUCUGGAAUUACGAGCUGCGCAUGUAUCUUCUGUCCAUGCCGCAUUGCAGAAGCAGAUUCGAAGACAGAUUAUUAAAAAAAAAUUGGUUCCAUACCGACCAGAUAGCCCAAAGGAUCUAAGGUGCCAGCAGACCAUUCUCCGUUCCAGAAGGAGGAUCGCUUGGAAAGAAAAUCCAUGA
Messenger RNA from Thlaspi arvense, 183 nucleotides. Lineage: Eukaryota; Viridiplantae; Streptophyta; Magnoliopsida; Brassicales; Brassicaceae. The record is from the annotation of a GenBank genome assembly.